GCCGACUUGUGACUUCAGCUCUUGCUUUUGGACAGGGAACAAUGAACCAACUAGUAACAUAUGAGGCUAUGUCAGUUGUUGGGCCUCUAAAUGAGGGAAUUUUCUCAGUCUAUAACAUCUGCCGGUGUUUAUUGGAUGUUAAAGUAGAUACCACCACUGAUAAAUGCUCAAAUUAUCAAGAAAUAAGGAGACAUAUUGAGCAUGCUGAGCAGUCCCUAAAAAAAUCGGAGACAAUGAUUAACGAAAAACUGAAAAAUCUGGAUGAAUGCAUGUGCCAGUAUUUAAGAGAGAAGACAAAUCUGGAGAACCUGAAGACAGAAAAAAACAUGGCUGUUUUUAAAUUAGAACUCGACAAGAAAUAUAUGGAAGACUUAUUAAAGAAUACAAAUAAUGCUCUGGAGCAGGCUACAAAAAAACUUGAAUCUGCCAAAUAUGCCUCAAGAAUAGAAGAAGAAAGGUUGGAAACAAAUGGAAAAGUUUUCGCUGCAGGGGCGGCACUGCUUGUAUUACCAAUUGCUGGAUGGAUUGCUGGUCCAAUAAUGAUGGCUACGGCAGAUCAGGCAUGGAAAGAGUCUUUAGAUGCCAUCCAAGCUGCUGAAGAGGAGAUACAAAAGUGUAAAGAAAAUGCAAAACCGUUACACCAGACAAAAAUUUGA
Molecule: messenger RNA, 656 nt
Organism: Puntigrus tetrazona (Sumatra barb)
Lineage: Eukaryota; Metazoa; Chordata; Actinopteri; Cypriniformes; Cyprinidae
Exons: 4
Coding region: 42-656 (204 amino acids)
Source: RefSeq, a predicted model, not a curated record